Molecule: messenger RNA, 2350 nt
Organism: Rubroshorea leprosula
Lineage: Eukaryota; Viridiplantae; Streptophyta; Magnoliopsida; Malvales; Dipterocarpaceae
Source: the annotation of a GenBank genome assembly
AAAUGUGAGUAGGCACGUGCGAAGCGAAGAAGGAUCAAGCGAAGAACGCGGCCGCAUGCCAAUGCUUGCUUCCAGGUCUCUCUUCAGGGCCGAUCGUUUACUGAAAUUUAGUAGUGUUUAUGUAAAAUCAAAGCCGGGGUCCCGCUCUUAUUAUGGUGGUUUGAGCUGUAAUUUGAAGAAGGGUGAUACUAAAUACGGGCUCGGUGCUAUGGAUAGGAACAAGAAGAGAAAAGCUGUGAAUACUGUAUGGAGACCUGUCUCUACUCAAGCUAGUUCCAUUGAAGAACGCAUAGUAAAGGAUGUGCCAGUUGAGGCAGGAAGUGGAAGUCCAACAGAAGUACUCUGUAGCAUAUCUAAUGAUGUUUUGGAUGCUCAACAUGCCACAAAUGUUGCUGAAGCAGUGAAUGAAGUUCAUGAAAAACAUUCACUGUCAGUUGAGGUUGGUGCUUCUAUAAUUCGAUUUAUCAGAGGAAAAGAAGGAGCUACACAGAAAAAUAUUGAAGAAGAGAUGGGAGUUAGGAUCAUUUUUCCAUCAUCAAAGAAGGAAGAUUCUAUUGUCAUUGAAGGGUCUUCAAUUGAUAAUGUAACUAAAGCUUCAGAAAAGAUACAGGAAAUAAUUGAGGAGGUUGUUAGAACCCGAAGUCUUGAUUACUCCCACUUUGUAUCUCUUCCAUUGGCUAUACACCCUGAAUUGGUUGACAAGCUUAUCAACUUUCAGAACAUUAUAUUGGGAAAUAGUGAUGCCUGCACAGAUGAGCAUGUGGAAGGCAACCCUAGUGGAGAAAGUUCUGAAGAUGAGUCUGAGGAGCACCAGUUGGAUAGAGGAUCUAAUGUUGCAGUUGAACUUAACGUUGAAGACAAUAAAAGUGUUAAAGUAGAUAUUAGUAGCAUUCCUCUUGUUAGUUAUGCACCUAAAGCAUCAAAGUCACCCAGUUUAUCAGAUUUGGGGAUUGAGAAAUCCAUAUUUAUCAAACCAAAGACAUUUCACUUGACGGUGCUUAUGUUGAAAUUGUGGAACAAAGAACGAGUUAAUGCAGCAACUGAGGUUUUGAAGAGUAUCUCCUCCAGAGUGCUUGAUGCUUUGGAUAAUCGGCCUGUAUUUAUCAGACUUAAGGGGCUGAUGAAGCAUAUGGGGCCAAUAACAUCUCUAGCCAUCAACAUUUCGGAUAAUAUUUUCUACUCAGCUUCCCUUGAUAAAACGGUCAAAGUAUGGCGAAUAUCAGACCUCAAGUGCAUUGAGACCAUCCCGGCCCACUCUGAACCCAUCAACGCCGUCACCGUGACCGAUGAUGGAGUGCUCUACACCGCCUCUGACGAUGCCACCGUCAGAGUCUGGCGGCGCAACUUCUGUAGAGGAGAGUGGCCCCACUCACUUGUCCUAACCUUACCUGCUAAAUGUUCACCCGUAAAAACCCUUACCCUCGCUGCGGACGGAGGACUCCUCUACGGCGGAUGCACCGACGGGUACAUACACUAUUGGCAGAAGGGGUGGUUCUCUGGGCAGCUACAGUACGGGGGCGCUUUACAGGGCCACACUCACGCAGUCAUGUGCAUGGCCAGUGUGUCUAAUUACGUGAUCAGCGGCUCGGCCGACUCGACGAGUAGGGUUUGGACCAGGGAACAGGAGGGUCAACACGUGUGUUUGGCGGUUCUAGUGGGGCACCGGGGACCGGUUAGCUGUGUUACGGCUUUUUUGGGGCAUUCUGGCGGUGAGGAGGCGGACGGUAUUACCAUUUGUACUGGGAGUCUUGAUGGGGUGCUCAAGAACAAAAAGCGACAAUGUAAGUAUUUUGUGUGGUAUGAUCAAGAUUUCUCUUUUAGGGCUAAAGAGGUUAUCUUGUGGCUGUACAAUAAUAAAACAGAAUUGGAUACAAAUUUGGAUGAUGCAAGGGGAAGGAUCAAAGCUCUUAGGAAUGUUUUUAAGUGUGAUGAAGAAAAAGGAGAGCAACAGAUUGAGGCAUUGGAGAAGAAAGUUAAUGAUUUGCAAAUGUUAGUGACACUAACAAUGGUGUAUGCUGCGAAACUAGAGAAAUGGAAGAAAUGUGACCAAAUUUCUUUGGUCAUGGCUGUUUUGCUUGCUAUUCUUCUUGCCUUUUUCUUGUUUAGUAGUUGGAUUCUACAUGUUAAGGGGAACAGGGGUUUCAAAAGGUUGGGAAAUUAAGAAACUAGGCAAAUGGGGAAAGUUUUGUUUUUGGGCAUUAUUUGUUUUUUGGUGGGUAAUGUGGUUGUAUUGAAUGGAAGUAUUGAAGGUUGAUAGAUUCUGCCCCCAAAAACUCUAAUAUAGGGCCUGAUUUCUCCCCAAGUUUUUUAAUGUAAUUUAUUUUGGAUAUAAUGAAUGGUGAUUGCCUUU